CUGGAUAAUAACCACCAAAAGGAAACAUGCUGAAGUUUUCUUCCUGAUCUUUUUAAGUCCGAUAAGGGAGGGAAAAAGAAGAUGGGAGACGAAGGAGACGGUAGCGGUAAAAUCUAUAAAUCUGAGAAGGACCAGAGCUGGAUCCCCAAAAUCAUCAAUAAAAGAGUGUGCACCACCUUUGUGGAAGAUUCUUUCAGUAAUGCCAGGUUGUGCCAGUGUGGCGGUGCGAGAGAUGCCCACGACUCGAUCGCUCUGGGCGACUAUUUCAGCAGAGCGAUCGUCAACCACUGGGACACUGCCCAGCACUCCUCUGAAUACCCAACUGAUGCCUUUGGAGAGCUGCAGUUCGCAGGAUCCAGUAAAAGGCAGAGCUAUUUCCUGCGUCUUUCGUGGGACACACCCCCACCCAUGGUCUACACCUUGAUGACUGCACACUGGGGUCUGCCUUUGCCCAACCUGGUGGUGUCUGUGGUAGGCGGAGAAGGCAGGGCGAAGGUCAAGACCUGGGUACGGGAGGUCCUGAGGCAGGGGCUGGUGAAAGCGUCACAAAGCACUGGUGCGUGGAUAUUGACGACAGGCUUGCGUGAGGGUGUCGGCAGGUGUGUCGGAGAGGCGGUGAGGGAUCACGCCACUGCGGCUUCUGCGGUUUCCCUCAACAAAGUGGUGGCGCUGGGUAUAGCACCGUGGGGACUGGUGUAUAACCGAGAGCAGCUGGUCAACCCUCAGGGCAGCUUUCCUGCCAAAUACCACGUCCAUAACACCACUGGGGACACAUGUUACCUAGAUAACAACUACCAGGCCUUUCUGCUGGUGGAUGACGGGAGUGUAGGCCGCAGAGGAGGUGAGAAGGGCUUCAGGGCCAAACUAGAGGACUACAUCUCUCACCAGCGCACGGGAAUCUGGGGCAGCGGCAGCAUUGAUAUUCCUGUACUUUGCAUGCUGAUAUCAGGAAAUGCAGCCAUACUGGAGAGAAUGGAUCUCUCGCUGAAAAACUCCAUGCCCUGGCUGGUGCUGGCCGGUUCAGGGGGCGUGGCCGACUUCUUGGGCGACGUCCUGGAGAACGUGUCGUCUGUUCCCAUCCAACCCUCCGAGGGAGACGCCGACAUGAGUGCAAAUGUUGAUCUGAAAGACAAAGUUGCAGAACGGGUUAGGAAGUACUUUCCUGCUGAAGUGGACACAGAGAAAGUAGUUGAACAGACUCUAAGCAUCUACCAGAACAGAGACUUUGUUACGGUUUAUCAUGGAGAGCAGGAGGGGCCAAAUGACUUUGAUACAGUCUUGCUCAAAGCCUUAGUGGGAGCAAGUAAACAGCGCGUGUCCACUGAUGCCAGCCCUUACAAUGAAGAGCUGAAUCUAGCAGUGACUUGGAACAGGGUGGACAUCGCCAAGAGCGAACUCUUUAACGGAGACAUCCAGUGGAGGUAUGAAGACUUGGUGAACUCCUUGACGGAUGCCCUCGUCAAUGACAAGCCCCAGUUUGUUCGCCUCUUCACCGAGAAUGGCCUCAACAUCAUUGAGUAUCUGACCUAUGGCAGGUUGGAAAGCCUGUACCGCUCAGUGGCUGAUGGCACGCUCCUCUACCAGCUGCUACAGCGAUGCCUAGUGGAACGUCUAGGAACUUCGCCCUCUGGUAACGCGCAGGAUUCAACUUCCAAAGUGAUGGCGCGAAACACAGAAUACAGCCCAGCGAAAGAUCUGACCCUGUUUGAAGUGUCAGGAGUCCUGGAAUUGUUAAUGGGUGACAUAUGCCAGCCGUUCUACUAUGAUGCUUUGGGCUUACAAGAAAUCACAUCUAAAAGAAGGGCUCUUAGGCGGGUCAGUAAGCUGUUACGUGGAGACUGCUUGUACCGAGAAAGCCGUUGUCUCUUCCCCUGGGCUUCGCUCUUCAUCUGGGCGGUCCUACAGAACCGCAGCGAGAUGGCCGUCUUAUUCUGGGAGAUGGCAGGAGAGUCAGUGUUGAGUGCUCUUGGUGGCUGUAAAAUACUGAGGGAACUUUCCAAGAUGGAGGGUGAGACUGAGACCAAACUCUCUAUGAAAGAGCUGGCCCAGAGAUUUGAGGACCUGGCAAAUGGUGUGUUUGGUUCUUGUUAUCGGAGCAGCGAGAGUCGAUCUUUCACCCUGUUGAUUAGAAAAUCUCCAGUUUGGGGUGGUACCACCUGUCUGCAGAUGGGCAUGGCUGCUGAUUCAAGGCUUUUCUUCAGCCAUGAUGGAGUGCAGUCUCUGUUGUCUCAGAUCUGGUGGGGUGACAUGAAGAGGAACACAGAGGUGUGGAAGCAUAUCCUCACCUUCUUCUGCCCCGUGCUCUGCUAUACCAACUUCAUCUCCUUCAGGAAAGAAGAAGAAGAGCAGGAGGAGGGGCAGACUGAUGUAGCAGACAGAAAGAACAGCCUCUACGGGACCACGGUGUUCUCCUUCUCAGACAUCAAGCACAUUGAUGAUGAUGCACAAGGUCGUAUCAGUCCCAGGACACCAACUCUGACAGGCGUAUCCCAGCCUUCCAGACCACCCAAGCGACCGUUCAUAGUAUCACGAUGGCGCCAGUUCUGGUUCGCACCAGUCACGUCAUUUUUGGGCAAUGUGCUGAUGUAUUUCACCUUCCUUUUACUUUUUGCCUACGUGCUGUUGGUGGAUUUCAAGCCGCCGCCUCCCAAUGGUCCGGCCUUCACGGAGUACGUGAUGUACUUUUGGGUGUUCACCAUCGUGUGCGAGGAGAUCCGAGAGACGUUCUUCGUGGGGUCAGUGACUUUGCAUCAGAGAUUGCGGGUGUACAUGCAGAACGUGUGGAACAAGUGUAACCUCGCUGCCAUCAUCCUGUUCAUCAUCGGGCUCAUUUGCAGGAUGUUUAAGCAGUCGUAUGGGUUUGGCCGAGCCGUCCUGUGCGUGGACUACAUGGUCUUCACCCUCCGGCUCAUUCACAUCUUCGCUGUUCACAAACAGCUGGGACCAAAAAUCAUCAUUGUCGGGAAGAUGGUGAAGGAUGUCUUUUUCUUCCUCUUCUUCCUGGGGGUGUGGCUUAUGGCAUAUGGCAUAGCCAAUCAAGCCUUGCUGUACUCCUAUGAUCCCCACCCAGAUCGAAUCUUCCGCCGGGUAUUCUACAGACCGUACUUGCACAUCUUUGGACAGAUCCCCGUCGAAGAGAUAGAUGUGGGGGAGGAUUGGGACAAGGAGUGCACUGAAAAUGUGACCCUGAUUCAGGGCGGUGAGGAGCCCUGCAGAAGUCAGUACAGCAACUGGCUGGUUGUAAUUCUGAUGGUCAUUUAUCUGCUGGUCACCAACAUUCUGCUCUUCAAUCUGCUCAUUGCUAUGUUUAGCUACACCUUCUCUGAAGUGCAAGCACACAGCGAUGUCCACUGGAAAUUCCAGCGCUACAACCUGAUUGUUCAGUACCACUCCCGUCCGUCCCUAGCCCCGCCUUUCAUCAUCCUGUCUCACAUCAACCUCUUCAUCAAGAGGAUCAUCCGCAAGGUGCCCUCUAUAAAGAUCCACCACUUUGUGUUGGAGUUGAGAGGGAAAGCGGCUAACAGGCUGAUGACGUGGGAAACCAUUCAGAAGGAGGACUUCCUGACCAUGCAGAACAAGAUCCAGAAAAGCAGCGACUCUGAGAGGCUUAAACGGAUGUCUGUCAAAGUGGACAGUGUCCUUAAACAGGUAACCAAAGGCCAAGACUUGGAGCACAGGCUGAGGGCUUUGGAGAGUGAGAUGGAGUAUUGCACAAGUGCUCUCAGCUGGAUUGUAGAUACUUUGGCACAAGGAAGUACAUUCAAACCUCCUCGAGCGCCACCUACAGCAAGAGAGUCGUUCCCUUCUUCUUGAUGCAGCUUUGCUGACGGCGUCGUUUGCUCAGCGUCUGUAAAAAAGACCAUGAUGAAGCGUUGUGUUUUGGCUGCUCCAGCGUCAGUCGCGUGCCUGUCAGUGUCUGCGAACUGACACGAGGAGAAAAGCACCCGAUGCUCUCUUUACGACAUUUAAUAAUUAAAAACCUAUUUUUAAGGGUGUACACUUGUGUAGGGAGGUUUCAUUGUGUCUAAAGUAAUACAAAUGGAAUCAAAGCUUAGAGUGAAAUACGACACGUUAUCACAUUUUGUUAGUCAACUUGUAAUUACUAGUUAACACUUGAAUGGAAAAGUACCAAAAUGGGUUGUUGAGCUUUUGUUUGCAUAAUUGAGUCACUCGUUUUCCCACCAUCUCAUAAACCUAAUUUUUUUUAACGUCUCCGAUUAUUACUGGUUUGUAAAACAGGUUUUUCCAUUUCAGCAUUGUCCAUUAGGUGGCAGCAUUGACAUGCCAUUACUAAUGCAAAGUAUUUUCAUUGAGCGUUUGAUUUAUACCAGUCAUUAUUUGUAAUCAAAGAUGCAUGUGAAAUUAUGUUGUUUUUUCUUCUGUAUUCAUUUGGGCUUGUUACGUCUUCCUGCACAAGUGGUAAUAUUUCUAUACUGUAUGUUAUAUAUAUUUGGAGCAGUGUUAUAUUUCUUUUGUAAUUAUUAUCUUGAAUUCUGUGUUUUGUUCCUUUAGGUUUUUAUAGACUUAUGGAUGUUGGUUUGACACAUGGGUUUUAUAUUAAAAUGUAUUAUAUUGUGUUCAUUGCGUUUGAAUAAAUGAUUGCUAAUGGUGUUUACU
Thalassophryne amazonica is the source of this 4617-nucleotide messenger RNA. Its product is annotated as transient receptor potential cation channel subfamily M member 4-like. Gene Ontology annotation, molecular function: ligand-gated calcium channel activity; calcium-activated cation channel activity. Bases 82 to 3813 code for a protein of 1243 amino acids. NCBI's taxonomy places the organism in Eukaryota, Metazoa, Chordata, Actinopteri, Batrachoidiformes, Batrachoididae. The transcript is spliced from 28 exons. The record is from RefSeq and is a predicted model, not a curated record. Gene Ontology annotation, cellular component: membrane. Gene Ontology annotation, biological process: calcium ion transmembrane transport.